CUCGUCGGUUGUCACCGCCACAUUGGCAACCCACAGCAGCACCUUUAUCUCGCACAGAAACCGCUCACCUUCUGGCGACAGGUCGCGGCUCUCACCGAAUAUCCCGAGCUGAUGGAGCAGCCAGGGAUCGACCAGAUCUUUCCCAAGGACACACAGGAACGCGCCAAGUUGCUUCUCAAAGAUAUCGGCAGCGUCGGUGCCUACUCGCACUCCAAGGGCGCUUCCAUCGUUCGCAAGCACGUCGCCGAGUUCAUCGAACAGCGAGAUGGCUACCCUUCGGAUCCUGAGCUUAUCUAUCUGACUACAGGUGCCAGUGGUGGUGUCCAGCUCUUGUUGCAGGUUCUCAUUGCUGGUCCCGAUUCAGGUGUUAUGAUCCCCAUCCCUCAGUAUCCGCUCUACAGCGCUGCACUUGCUCUGUACAACGCCCAGCCGGUCAAGUACGACCUCAACCCGUUUGACGACUGGUCGCUUGACGUCGAUGCCAUGUCGCGCUCCAUCGACCAGGCGCGCUCCAACGGAGUCGACGUUCGCGCCUGCGCCGUUAUCAACCCAGGCAACCCUACCGGUCAGUGUCUCUCGUACCAAAACAUCCAAGACCUCAUCCGCAUGGCCUACAACAAGCGUGUCGUUCUUCUGGCCGACGAAGUGUACCAGGCCAACAUCUAUCAACCCGACACCCGACCGUUCCACUCUUUCAAAAAGGUGCUGAUGGACUUCCAGUCCUCCGACAAUGCUGCUGAGCGCGACAUUGCUACCAGCGUCGAGCUGGUUUCGUUCCACAGUAUCUCGAAGGGUGUCUCGGGCGAAUGUGGUCGACGAGGUGGCUACUUUGAGCUUACCAACAUGGAUGCCGAUGUUGAGGCGCAGAUCUACAAGCUUGCAUCCAUCUCGCUUUGCCCCUCGCUUCAAGGUCAGAUUGGUGUCGACAUGCUUGUCAAGCCGCCCGUUCCAGGCACCCCUUCAUACGAUCUCUACCAGAAGGAAGUGGAGGGGAUCCAUGCGACGCUCAAAUCGCGAAGCGAACGCAUGGCGGAAAAGUUUGCCCAACUGCCCGGAGUUCAAGUCGACCCUGCCCAAGGAGCUCUGUACCUGUUCCCGCGCGUGACGCUGCCCAAGAAGGCGCACGAGGCGGCAAAGGACAAGGGCAAGAAGGUCGACGAAUUCUACUGUCUGGAAAUGCUCGAUGCUACAGGUAUCUGCGUUGUUCCCGGAAGCGGUUUUGGAAAGAUGCCAGAGGAGGAGACCGGCGCAUGCUUCUUCAGGACCACCGUACUGGCCAAGGAGACAGACGAGUUCAUUGAGCGCUAUGGCAAGUUCCACAUUGACUUUAUGAACAAGUACAACUAG
Messenger RNA from Mycosarcoma maydis (corn smut), 1347 nucleotides. Its product is annotated as putative alanine aminotransferase. The record is from RefSeq and is a predicted model, not a curated record. The annotation marks the transcript as partial. Gene Ontology annotation, biological process: biosynthetic process. The transcript has a single exon. Gene Ontology annotation, molecular function: L-alanine:2-oxoglutarate transaminase activity; pyridoxal phosphate binding. Lineage: Eukaryota; Fungi; Basidiomycota; Ustilaginomycetes; Ustilaginales.